This is a messenger RNA of Emericellopsis atlantica, 2631 nucleotides long. Its product is annotated as T-complex protein 11. Lineage: Eukaryota; Fungi; Ascomycota; Sordariomycetes; Hypocreales; Bionectriaceae. The record is from RefSeq and is a predicted model, not a curated record. The coding region runs from base 319 to 2406 and encodes 695 amino acids. The transcript has a single exon.
GUCUACCCUUGCCUCCUGCGUGCUGAUUUGUUUCGCCGUGCGUCGUUGUGUGCCUGUCUGCCUGCGUGGCACGCCCAGCGGGUGAAUGACCAACCCAGAAAACAUACAAGCCCAAGUACUACCUUGGACAACGGGCACAUGCCUGGGCGAAACAGAUCGGCUUCCGCCUCCUCGUCCAUUUCAAUGAGCAAAAGACUGAUGAACAGUGUACCGAACAGCAAACAAUCGAAGGACUUGAACCACGCGUACGAUCACGAUUCGGAGGAAGGCACCAUUAUCGAAACGGUUACUUGGUUCAAAUAACAGAAUACCAAAAACAUGGGGCUAGAUCAAGGAGGAUGCCCAGUCGACGGGCACCAGAGGCGACACACAUCGUCCGUCAGUGCGGCGGACGCGGACGCGGCGAGAAAAGAUACGGAACCACAGAGGACUGGGUCGAUACACGAAGGAAUAGUGCCCAUGGAGGGCAUCGAAACAGACACGUCCGGUGUGAACUCGCCUCGAGCCGACUCGGAAGACAUGGCAACCCAGUCCAUGUCCUCUUCCGGCAACACGACGACCGUGUCCACACCAGUCGCCCAGUCGAGCAGUCUCAGCUCUUCGCCGAGCGAAACCAAAUCCAGACGAUCUGAACUGUCUCACGCAGCACGAGCGGAACGCACAUCCACAAGGCCCUCCAAGGCCGCGACACAGUCUGCGGGCAGCAGGAGGACGAAUAGUGCAAGGGCUAACGCUGGCAGCUCAAGCGUCGGCAGCGACCUCACGAUCGGGCCACCCAUCACCAAAGCCACCCUGUCGGAUCUCGACGUGGUGCGCAUUGUGCAAAACUCAAAACUGCGCCAUGACAUCAACUUUGACCCUGACUUGCACUUUCGACCCAACGUCCUGGGCGACAAGGGAAAGACGAAGCAAGAGCGCUCGCAGGCCUUUUGGAGGACACUGACAGAGCAGCUGGGCAUGUUCGUCGACGAGACCAGGCGGCCCGAGUUCAUCAACCGCUACGCACACAGCGAUGAGUGGUGUCUGCCUGUGCUCCUGCGGACCAUCAAGGAUAUUGUCGAGACGCUCGUGCCAAAGCGAGACCGCGAUCUGAUGGACGAGGCGUUCAAUGUGGAACUGCUGAUGCAGCAAUUCUACAAGGGUGUGCUCGACCUAGAGAGGUUGGCCGAGUGGCUGGCUGGUGUGCUCAAGACUCACUGUGCCCCUAUGCGUGACGAUGAGGUCAACAACAUGGUCGCACGCUUCCGCGUCGGCAGCCGCGAGGGCAACCUGGAGCAACUGGUCAUGGGCAUGCGCGAGCUUCUGAGCGUGCUCGAGCACAUGAAGCUCGACGUGGCCAACCACCAGAUCCGCUGCCUCCGCCCGGCGCUCAUCCAGGAGACGAUCCACUACGAGCAGCGCAACUUUAGCAAGAAGAUUGCCACCCGCCGGCUCGACAUUGCGCGCUCAAGGCUGUGGUACCGCCGCGCACAGCGACAAUACGCCCAGGAGCCUGCGGAGGGCUUUGGCGACAUGUCUGUCUUCUUCCGUGCCGUCGCGCGCCUCGUGCGACCUUCUCGCGCACGAGGGGAGGACGCCAUCCUGCCCGAGACUUUUAUCCACGACAACGACCGACUACUGCGCAUGCGCAGCGACGUGCUCGACGCCGUGAACAUUGACGUCUGCAUGCGGCUCUACGAGAACCUCGUCGGGGUGGCCAAGGCCGCUGCGUAUUUCCCCACGGACAUGGACAACAACCGGUCCAGCGUGUCGUCCGUCAACUCCACGGGCAGCACGGACAGCAACGGCUUCUCGCAUCUUCCCUUCCACAAUUCAGGAUCUCGUCCGAGCAGCAUGGCCCUGAGCAGCGAUGGGCAGUCCCCACGCUCAUCCCUCGGCGCCUUCACACCCGCCUCGACGCCUCCCCAAAUGUCCUUUGUCAACGAGCGCGAAGCCAAGAUGAAGGCAGACAACCUCUACUCGUCGCUGGUGGCCAUCCUCCAGUCGACAUCCACCAACAUGGAUCAAGCCAAGCGCUGGGCGGAGGCGGCCCCCCCCAUGGCCGUCGAGAUCUUCCGCUUCGCCGAGGCCCCCUCCUACAUGCUCGCCAUGGUCGAGUCGAAGCUCGGCGAAGUCCUCUCCAACCCCCACGAUGAUCUCUUCCUGGACGUGGAAGCCGAGUACCACCGUCGUUUGCUGGAGGACCUCAGCAACCGCGUUCGGGAGUACAAGGGCCUGAACGGAAUGAGCCUCUACACGGCCGCCUCGGAGAAGAGGAUCCCCCCCGGCAGCAACAUGCCCCGCGACUUUUACGAGUGCUUGCGCGACGGCGCGGAGAUUGGCGUCAGCGACCUGGCCAUGCGUCUGGCCCACGUCGGCAUUCUGCACUGGAGGGUCUGGGCGGACCUGGCGUACCUCAGCGAUUAGUCUCUCGAAGGGCCAGCAGACACGGCUCGCAUAGCCAGCCAGCCCAGCCCAGCCACCUUUCCUCACCUUCCCACCUUUCCUUAUUUCGAUACCCAGAUCUUGCUUAUUGGGGGUAACAUCCGCGAGGGUCCCAAGACCACUCGCUUCGGUCCAAAACUGCAUCCGUCCGAAAACGCAUCAUUGAGCGGCGUUCAGGCAAGGGGGGCAAGAUCCGGUUGCUUCUUC